GUUUUUCCGCUGGAUGGACAUGCGUAUAUUUUGCGCAUCCGCUUUUCUCUUGAAAUUCUUGAAGCGCUCCGUUAUUUCUACUAUUCUGUUGUGUUGUGGUUUCAGUGGCUGAAGAAAGAAAAUUUUGUCUCCAAAUAUGAAAUAUCUGAUCAGCUGGAACAUUUGUUUCUUCAUAAUAUCCACAUCUGUGGAUUGCCAAAGUAUAAUUGAUGUGGAAUCAUUGAUACCACCUGAAGAACCAGAGUCUCUGGAAUGCCGAGAAAGAAUUUACACCUUCCAAGUCACCCAAACAGAUAUCAAUGGAAAACAAUGUUGGGAUGCUUUGUCAACUAUUGCCUGUUGGGGAAGAUGCGAUUCUAACGAGAUUUCCGACUGGCGUUUUCCUUACAAAAAAUCCAACCAUCCAGUAUGCAUCCAUUAUGGAAGGAACAGGAAUGUGGUAACUCUAAGACACUGCGAGGAGGGUGCUCUUCCAGAAGCAGCUCACUAUGAAUAUCUGGAGGCAGCUGGAUGCAAGUGUCAAAUCUGCUCUUCGUCUGACACUAGUUGCGAGGGUCUACGAUAUAGACCUCAGAGGUCUCAUCCUCAGUCUCUAGGCUUCCAGUUGAGCUAAACGAAGUGUAUUAUUGAAUAUAAAACAGUAUAAAGCUAUAUUUCCUGUGAAUAAAAAUGUUUUUCUCAAA
Messenger RNA from Harmonia axyridis, 683 nucleotides. It is a transcript of the gene Gpb5, whose product is annotated as thyrostimulin beta-5 subunit. Gene Ontology annotation, cellular component: cytoplasm; extracellular region. Bases 137 to 613 code for a protein of 158 amino acids. Lineage: Eukaryota; Metazoa; Arthropoda; Insecta; Coleoptera; Coccinellidae. Gene Ontology annotation, molecular function: hormone activity. The record is from RefSeq and is a predicted model, not a curated record. The transcript is spliced from 3 exons. Gene Ontology annotation, biological process: G protein-coupled receptor signaling pathway.